UUAUUAAGAUUAAUCAACAACCAAGAGAGUUCAAACAUGGGUGUUCCUGCAUUUUUUAGAUGGUUGACUAGAAAAUAUCCAUCAGUUAUUGUCAAUUGUAUUGAGCAAAAAUCGACAGAUGUAAAUGGAGAACAAAUCCCAAUAGAUACAACCUUUCCAAAUCCGAAUGGUAUUGAAUUUGACAAUUUAUAUUUAGACAUGAACGGGAUUAUACAUCCUUGUACACAUCCUGAAAAUAAACCUGCUCCAAAAGAUGAAGAUGAAAUGAUGGUAGCAAUAUUCGAAUGUAUUGAUCGUCUAUUUAGAAUUGUGAGGCCUCGUAAAAUUUUGUAUAUGGCUAUUGAUGGCGUGGCUCCUAGAGCUAAAAUGAACCAACAGAGAUCAAGGCGUUUUAGGGCAUCUAAAGAGACAACAGAAAAAAAUGAAGAAUUGGCACGUGUGAGAAAAAAUCUUAUUGAAGCUGGUGCCAUAUUACCACCAGAAAAGCCAAAAGGAGAGCAUUUUGACAGCAACUGUAUUACACCUGGAACACCAUUUAUGGAUAAACUAUCUGCUUGUUUGCAUUAUUAUAUUCAUGAUCGGUUAAACAAUGACCCUGGAUGGAAAGGUAUCAAAGUUAUAUUGUCUGAUGCUAAUGUCCCAGGAGAAGGCGAACAUAAAAUAAUGGAUUUUAUAAGAAAACAAAGAGCACAACCCAAUCAUGAUCCAAAUACACAACAUGUCCUUUGUGGUGCUGAUGCUGAUCUCAUUAUGUUAGGACUUGCAACACAUGAGCCGAAUUUUACAAUAAUUAGGGAAGAAUUUAAGCCCAAUCAACCCAAGCCUUGUGAUAUGUGUGGUCAAAUGGGACAUGAAAUUAAGGACUGUCAAGGUUUAGAAAGGGAAGUAUUCAAUGAUGGAUCAACUAUUGAAUUUUCAGCUGAUGUUCAGUUUAUAUUUGUUCGUUUAAAUGUGUUACGUGAAUAUUUAGAACGAGAAUUAGAAAUGCCUAAUUUGCCAUUUAAAUAUGAAUUUGAACGAGCCCUAGAUGAUUGGGUGUUUAUGUGUUUUUUUGUUGGUAAUGACUUUUUGCCACAUUUGCCAUCUUUAGAAAUAAGAGAAAAUGCAAUUGAUCGUCUUGUUUCUUUGUAUAAAAAAACUGUGUACAAAACUGGGGGAUUCUUGACUGUCAACGGCGACGUUAAUUUGGAUAGAGUACAAUUAAUAAUGUCUGACUUGGGAAUGGCUGAAGAUGAAAUAUUUAAAAAAAGGCAACAAACAGAAAAAAUGUUUGCUGAUAGAAACAAAUUGAAAAAACGACGGGAAAAACGAGAUAAGUUAAUGCGCUCUAAUAGCGCUCCCAGUUUUGUACUGGGGGGUCAAUAUGCACCAUCAGCACCAAAUACAGCAUUUUCAAUAUCUAAUCCUAGACAAACCAUUGAUGAAAUGAGAAGACAAAGUGUAGGCAAUGCAAAUAAUCAAGGAGUGAAACGUAAAAGAGAUGAUAACGAAUCAUCCGAUGAAGAAGAAGAAACACCUGAUGAAKUUCGUUUGUGGGAAGAUGGAUUUAAGGAACGUUACUAUGAAUCUAAAUUUGAUGUAGAUAGGACAAACCAUAGUUUCCGACAUCAAGUGGCUUUGGAGUAUGUGCGUGGCCUUUGUUGGGUCCUUCAAUAUUAUUAUCAAGGUUGUCCUUCAUGGAAAUGGUAUUUCCCUUAUCAUUAUGCACCAUUUGCAUCUGACUUUCUUAAUAUAUCUGCAGUAUCAACAAAAUUUGAAAAAGGAACUGUACCAUUUCGUCCAUUAGAACAACUCAUGAGUGUUUUUCCUGCUGCUAGUAGCAAUCAUGUACCUCAACCUUGGGCUAUUUUGAUGAGUGAUCCAGAAUCAACAAUAAUUGAUUUUUAUCCAGUUGACUUCAAAAUUGAUUUAAAUGGUAAAAAGUUUGCUUGGCAAGGUGUUGCUCUAUUGCCAUUUGUCGAGGAAGCAAGACUUCAUAAAGCUUUGGAACCAUACUAUGAUCUUUUGACUUCUGAAGAAAGACGACGAAAUGUUAGAGGGAUGGAUCGUUUGUAUAUUCAACAAGAUAAUUCUAAGUAUGAAUUACUUAAAGAGUUAUACUUGGACAAAGAUAACUAUGAAAACUUAACAUCUGUACUUAUUGAUGGCAUGGAAGGAAAAGUUAUGCUGGCUGAUGACUGUGUUAAAAUUGGAGGAUCACUUCCAUCGCCAGUUAUGGGAUUAAAUGUUGUAAGAUCAAAUCAAGUUAUAUGUGUGAAAUUUGAAGAUCCAAACUAUGGAGAUAAUUACAUAUUUGAAGCUACUCGUCUCCAAGGUGUUAUAGAACCUCCAAGGGUGUUGAAACCUAAGCAUUUAUCUGAUGAACAAUCUCGAUCUUGGAGGCCUAUGAUUGGUAUGACUCAUUCAAAUCAACGCGGAAGGCUAACAACUUCAGGUCAUAGAACAUUAUCGCAUUAUGUACCCAGAAAUGCAAGUAACGUACCUACAAAUUCAAGUAAUUAUGGUUCUGUUCCUCCACCACAAAGUUAUAGAAACAAUUCUCGGCAAAAUGACUACCCAAAUUCUAGGCGUCCAAAUAGUAAUUGGCAUGCCAAUCAAAACCAAUUUCCUCAAAAUGAUCAGAAUACAAACCGAGGCAAUUAUGGUCGUCAACAAAACAACUCUUAUAGAUCAGACAACAAUGCAUAUCCAAACUAUGGAACUCAAUAUACAUCUGAUCAACAGUCUAUGCGUAGGAAUGAUAGACCAGGAUAUUAUACCGCUGGUUAUCAAGCCAAUAAUUCUCAGCCUAGACAAUCUUUUAAUGGAAAUGUAGGUCCUAUUAGAGCGCAACAAAAUAGUCGUUAUCAACCAUAUAAUCAUACUACCCAAAGAGGUGGUCCAAGACCUCAUGGUUAUAAUCAUCAUGGAAGUUAUUGACAAUUUAGUUGAGCUAUCAGAUUUUAUUAAUACUUUACGCCUAAUUUUAUAACUUACUAAGAAUGGUGGACCCCCAAUAUAAUAAAAAUAAAAAUUU
Messenger RNA from Diuraphis noxia (Russian wheat aphid), 3016 nucleotides. RefSeq names its product 5'-3' exoribonuclease 2 Rat1 (gene Rat1). Gene Ontology annotation, molecular function: 5'-3' RNA exonuclease activity; RNA binding; zinc ion binding. The record is from RefSeq and is a predicted model, not a curated record. Gene Ontology annotation, cellular component: nucleus. Lineage: Eukaryota; Metazoa; Arthropoda; Insecta; Hemiptera; Aphididae. Gene Ontology annotation, biological process: nuclear-transcribed mRNA catabolic process.